Molecule: messenger RNA, 4865 nt
Organism: Menidia menidia (Atlantic silverside)
Lineage: Eukaryota; Metazoa; Chordata; Actinopteri; Atheriniformes; Atherinopsidae
Source: the annotation of a GenBank genome assembly
AGGCUUUGAGGUAGUCGGACAACCAUUCCGAUGCACAACCUGUAGGAAAAUGGUUAGCAAAGCUAAUACUUAACGACAUAACAUUGUUUCUGUAAAUAAGGCAUAAAUACCAUAGGUAAUUGAUGUACCCUUGUACGCAAAUACGAAUAUGCUUUAUAUCUGAUAAAUAAUGAUUGGGAAAACAACACCGCUGAGCAAGUUACAAACGACUUGCUGUAACUUCACCCAGUGAAACAAGAAGGCUGUUGUGAUGUCUGAGCUCAAACCCCCUACCCCAACCCCGGGUGACACAUACAAGGGUUGGCUCUUCAAAUGGACUAAUUACAUUAAAGGUUACCAGAGGCGCUGGUUUGUUCUCAGCAAUGGAUUGUUGUCUUACUACAGGACUCAGGCGGAAAUGGGUCACACAUGCAGAGGCACCAUCAACUUGGCCACAGCAAACAUCACUGUGGAGGAUUCAUGCAAUUUUGUCAUUUCCAAUGGUGGGGCACAGACCUACCACUUGAAGGCCAGCUCAGAAGUGGAGCGCCAACGAUGGAUCACUGCUCUGGAGCUUGCCAAAGCAAAGGCUGUCCACAUGCAGGCAGAAUCAGAUGAAUCUGGUGAUGACUGUCCUGAAGUUCCCCCAUCAUCAGGACAGGGCGGAGGCUGUCGAAACUCUGAAAUUCAGUCCACAUUACGCACUCUGACCAGCAAAGUUGAGGACCUCAGUACCUGUAACGAUCUCAUCGUUAAACACGGUUCUGCCCUCCAAAGGUCCUUAUCAGAACUGGAGGGCCUGCGUGCUGUAGGGGACAUGGGGGAGAAGGUCAGACAAGUCACAGAGAGGGCCACGCUUUUCCGAAUCACCUCAAAUGCUAUGAUUAAUGCAUGUAGGGACUUUCUCUCCCUGGCCCAGAGCCACAGUAAGCGCUGGCAGAAGGCUUUACAGACUGAAAGAGACCAGAAGAUACGUCUGGAGGAGACGCUGGAACAGCUUGCCAAACAGCACAAUCACUUGGAAAGAGCUUUUAGAGGAGCCACAGUUCUUCCGCCUCUGUUCAGCAAUCCCACUUUAGGCACUAAAGGAGGUGCAUCCGUAAAAGGGGAUGCCAGUGAUGAGGACGAUGACAACGAGUUCUUUGAUGCAAUUGAAGACCCAGCAGAAUUCAUUACUGUCCCUGCAGACCCGAAGUACCACAGGAGAUCUGGCAGCAACAUCAGUGGGCUCAGCAGUGAGACCGGAUUGGACGAUCAGUCGUUUGAUGAACUUUCUUUGGCUUCCAAUCCGGAGUCUCCUCAGCCUCUGGAGCUUGAGCCUGUCAGACAAAGACGGACCCGUAUCCCUGACAAGCCCAACUAUUACCUCAACUUGUGGAGCAUCAUGAAGAACUGCAUUGGAAAAGAGCUCUCAAAGAUACCUAUGCCUGUACAAAACCUAUUCCUUUAUCACUUUGCUCUUUUUAAGGUGAAUUUCAACGAGCCCUUGUCGAUGCUGCAGCGCCUGUCUGAAGAUCUGGAGUACUGCGAGCUCCUGGAUAAAGCUGCAAAAUGUCAUAACUCUCUCGAGCAAAUGUGUUAUGUGGCAGCUUUUACAGUAUCUUCUUACUCCACCACUGUUCACCGCACAGGAAAGCCGUUCAAUCCACUGCUGGGAGAAACUUUUGAGCUUGAUCGGCUCGGAGAGUGCGGUUACCGCUCACUAUGUGAACAGGUGAGUCAUCACCCUCCUGCUGCUGCACACCAUGCCUUCUCUGAAAAGGGCUGGACCCUCAGACAGGAGAUUGCAUUGGCCAGCAAGUUUAGAGGAAAAUACCUCUCUAUUAUGCCACUGGGUUCUAUCCAGUGCAUAUUUGAAAAGAGCAACAACCAUUACUCCUGGAAAAAAGUUACCACAACAGUACACAACAUUAUUGUUGGGAAAUUAUGGAUUGAUCAGUCAGGGGAGAUAGAUGUGGUGAAUCACAAAACAGGAGACCGCUGCCAUCUCAAAUUUGCUCCCUACAGUUACUUCUCCAGAGAUGUACCAAGAAAGGUUACAGGAGUAGUGACAGAUAAGGAUGGAAAGGCUCACUAUGUGCUGUCAGGAACCUGGGAUGAGAAGAUGGAGUUCUCCAGAAUCAUGCAGAGCAGUAAAGGCGAGAACGGCACUGAAGGCAAACAGAGGACUGUUUAUCAGACCCUCAAAGCUAAAGAAAUCUGGAAAAAGAACCCAUUACCAGAAGGAGCAGAGAGCAUGUACUACUUCUCCAUGCUUGCCUUGACUCUGAAUGAACCCGAAGAAGGAGUGGCGCCCACCGACAGUCGGCGCCGCCCUGAUCAGCGGCUGAUGGAGGAAGGCCACUGGGAUGAAGCCAACGCAGAGAAACAGAGGCUUGAAGAAAAACAGCGCUCCACCCGACGAGAGAGGGAAAGGGAAGCUGUGAAAGCAGUCAGCAUACCUGAGGAAGCUGCCCAUCCAGACAACUACCAAGCACUGUGGUUCGAGAAGACAGAUGAUCCUGUGUCCGGAGAGACGAUGCACGUCUACAAGGGGGGCUACUGGGAGGCGAAGGAUCAAGGGGACUGGCACAUGUGUCCAGACAUCUUCUGAUUACAGCUGAAUCGUGGUCAGAUCAUGUGCAAAUGAAAAGAUUGGUAAGCACCGCUCUUCCUUAUGUCAGAGGAAUCAAGCCUGACAUCAACCAAGCCUGAGUGUCUGUAGCUUCAUCUGAUCACCCUCUCCUGAAGGAUCAGGGACAUCUGGACUUCAACCCCAAAACUCCGUGUAGCAUUUCAAUGACAAUGCUGCCGGCUAGUGUUCACAACUCCUUUUCACUGCCUCUCAAACACUGAUGUUUUUCCUCUGCUUGCUGCCAGUUUAGGGUUCUGUGGUCCAACUGUUUUUGUAAUAUUUCUGCGUAAAACGUACUGUGGAAACAUAAUUUUACAUUUUCUAUAAAUUCACAUUUGUGAGAGGCAUAAUUUAUCCUUGUGAUUACAACAUGAGAGUCACUUCAGUAGGCCUUUACAAAUAGUUGAUGCACUACUUCUUGUUGUGCAUUUGUAGUUUGGAUUAUAUUGCAGUGAAUAGAUUGGAGCACAGCACCUCUGCAAAACAAAUAUUAAUCAUACCCAGGGUUUGGAAACAUCCAGACCAGGAACACUAAGUGCAGUUUGCCUUUUAAUUUCCAGUGAUUUGUGGUGCUUCUCUAUUCUCUGAAGAGAAAAACCAACUCUUGAGAUUUACUUAAUCCACAUAUUAGCCUUUUCAAAAUAGUUACAUCCCCUUGUCCAUUUGGACACGAGUGAUUUUUUAAAAACUCCUUAUGCAUCCUCCAGAUUUUUUUUAAAAAUUUGUUUGUAGUGACUAAUUCCAACUAGUUUAUUUUGUUCUGUAAACUCUAACUUGUUCUCUGUGAAAUCAUAAGAGUGAGUUUUAAAUGUUUACCUAAUUUAUUCCAUAUUUACUUUGUGUAGAGUUACAAUAAAGUUUAAUAUAUUUCACUUUAUAUUUUGGAAUUAGUGAGGAAACAGAUAAUAAUAUUGCCUGCAAUGUGUUGUAAAUCAUCGUCCAUUUGGUCUUUUUGUUUAUUUUUUGUAUUCAAAAAUUCACUGAAAAGACUGAAGUUGUGGGUCAUUAAGUCUAAGAGCCUUGCUAGAUAAAACUGCUCCAACCGAUGCAAAAAUAAUAAACUCACUCCAGUGUGUAUGUGCAGCAAUAAACCCUGAUUCUCUCCAUCAAAUGUUUUUUGUCUGGUGUCAGACACUUUAAGUAACAAGUGAAAGCUGUUCAUGUCAUGCGAAUAGCUGGCUUUGAAUACAAAGUUGUGCGUAAAUUAGAUUACAUUUUUGUUCCUUUGUUUUGCCUUCACAAUCUCUUCAAAUUUACUGAUCAUAGCUUUACUCUUAUUUAAAGAUGCUUCAGUGUUUGUGUACUGAACUGAAUUGUGUACUGCCUCUACUCAUACACAAGGCACAAGAUGAAAUGUGAGUGUUCUGUGUGGAGAGAGCUCUAAAGUUGUAAAACCUGAUUUGUUUUGCUUUCUUUUUUGUCUUUGUGUUUACCACCGUUUCGUGUGCUGAGUGGAAAACCAUGUGGCUGAUUUGUGGAAAAUACAAAAAUCAAGUUGAUUUUUCACAUCGAAGUGUACUUAAGAGCACAACAUAAUCUCGCAACUACUUCCACUUAAAUGGGUUACAAAGAGGAGUAAAUAUUGUAUUAGCUGUACUCAAUGACGGAUAAUCUAAAAGCAGAGAGGCACUUUGAUGAUUUUCGCGUUGUUGUUCUCUGAUAAAGUUUGACACUGCAAAAUUUGCCUGUACCAACUAGAAAGGCUUAUCUAUUAAACCGAUCUUCCCCACCGUAGUCCUGUUCCACUCAACCCUUGCUUUAUGCAGCAUUAAAACAGAUGUCCAUUUAUUUUUUAAUGAAGGAGUUUUUAGGUUUCUGUCUUUCAUGUUAUAUUAUAUACUAAUCAUUAUUUAUGUUUGUUGAGAAAGUGGUUUUAAUUGUGUGGCACCAUUAUUCAGUGCGUGUGUUCUAUCUUUGUAAACCUUUUAUUUUGCUCCCAGUGUGAGGACUAACCCAAAUCCACUGUCCACAGUGCAAGGGCUUCUGAUAUGUCUCAGAAAGGGGUUUGAGAUGUUGUUGCACUUUAGUAUACUAGUAUACAAGUUAUAUGAGAACUGGUAUGUCUAAUAAAUGGACAGUUUUUAUGAUGGUUUCUGAAUAAUUGGUUAAUUUAAGAGAUUUUUUUUAAGCUCCAAAUUCAAUAACUGUAAAUAUAUGCUUAGAUUUGCAACUCUGAGCAUAUAUUUAACAUAUAUGUGCAUAUGUUCCCUGUCUUUUUAAUGACGUUAUUUUAGCCAGAUUCCUCAAUAAAAUGACAGUUUUCAAAUCUGGA